AUGUCAAAUAUAAGUCAACAAAAACAUUGCCAAAAAGAGUUUACAACUUAUUUUCCACGUGUAAUAAUAAUACAACAACGACAAUCAAAGGUUUUUUAUAAGUUUGAUCAAUUAUUGUGGUUCAAGAAUUUAAAAAAUUGGGGAUUUGAAAUAAGUAAUAGGCUAACAAAACGUAAAUAUUCAAAAUCGUCAACAUCAACGUCAACAGUAAUAAAACCAAGAAUUCGAUUGGAGGAAAAGAAAAAAAAAGGUUGUUUACGAUACAUUAUACAAUUGAUCAAAGAAUUUCGUGAAGAUUUAUCAUGUGAUCGACAUGAUAGAGUUUGGUUCACAUAUAAGAAAAUAUCCGAAUUACACGCAAUUCGUACAUUGACUUUGAGGGAUCGAUUGAGAUUGAUAAAAAGUUUAAGAAAAUCUGAUUCAAGGAUUUUUGUUUUGUAUUGGUUGGAUAGGUUUCUUGAAGAUAUAAAUUCAAGAAAUUUGAGAUUGAACAGACGUACCUACGAAACAAUCAUAUUGUUGUAUGGACAUUGGAAAGAAAAUAUCAAGGCCGAAAAUAUCUUUAACAAGUUACGUAAUGACAAACAUAUUUUAUUAAAAGUUAAUACAUAUAAUGUAAUGUUAACUAUUUAUGCAUAUAUAGGUAAUUUGCAACGUAUAAAUGAGUUAAUCGAUGAGAUGAAGUGUAAUUCUAUUCUACCAAAUUUAAUAUCUUUCAAUAUGUUAAUAUUGGCAAAUGUAAAAAAUAAUAAUUUUCAAGAAAUUUAUGUAAUUUUAGAAAAAAUGUUAACACAACAAAUUGAACCUGAUAUAAUCACUUUCAACAUAAUAAUUCAUGGGCUGUUGGAAAAAAACGAUUUCAAAGGUGUAGAACUUUAUUUAGAAACAAUGGUCAGAAUAAAGGUAAAACCAAAUGUUCAACUGUUUGGUAAUAUCAUGAAGAAUUAUCUUAGAUUGAGAGAUAUUCAUUCCGUCAAAAGAUUAUAUAAAAAAAUGAUAGAGCUUGAGGUACAACCUGAUUUAGAAAUUUAUCUUAUCUUGAUGUUGGCAUAUUUUCAUGAUGGCAAUAUCAAACAAGUAUUAGAAAUGAAGCAGAGGCUAAUUUUUAGUAAAUUAACAUUUCUAAGAGCCUAUAAUAAUCUUAUUAAUGCUUUUAUUAGGAUAGAUGAUAUGAACCUUGCGUUAAAAACUUUUGAUCAAAUAAAAGAGAAUGGACUAUCACCAAAUCUAAUUACAUAUAAUACUUUGAUUACUGGCUUUGUAAAUAAAAACAAUAUCAAAGAAGCGUAUAAAUAUUUUGGGGAAAUGAUUAGGCAAGGCAUUUUCCCAAAUGUAAAUGUUUUCAAUACAUUGUUGAGAGGCCAUCUACAAACAAUGGGGAUAUCAUCUGUUGAACCUUUGGUCACACUGAUGACCAAUUAUAAAAUAGCACCAGACACUUUCACAUAUACAAUAUUAAUGAAACAUAUUAAAGAGCAAGGAAAUAUUAAUGAUUUUGAGAAGGCAAUCAAUUAUUAUCAACGAAUGUUGGAAAAAUCCAUUAGACCUUCUGAUCGUACUUUGAACACACUACUAGACCUUGUUGUUAUGAGAGAUAUACGAGAGAAAAAAAAACAGAUAUUUAAAGAGCUUGAAACAUUAGGAUUUGCGAUGGACGUUGUAACUUGUUCUAUUUUAAUGAAGAAUUUUGUGUAUCAUGAGAAUAUGAUUGAUGCAGAAAAACUAAUGAAAAUAAUGAAUGAUCAAAAUAUCAAUCCGAAUGAAUAUAUCUUUAAUUUAUUGGUGUAUGGAUAUGCCAAGAUAAAAAAUAUGAACAUGGCACAGGAAAUUGUUGAGAAAAUGAUUGAAGCAGGGUUUGUAAAAGAUAUAAGAAUUUAUACGUCAUUGAUCAAUGGAUAUGUUGAAAUCGGCGAGAUUAAUAAAGCGUACAAGGAAUUUGAAGAGAUGAAACAAAAUAUUUUGGAAUUCGAUAAUAUUGCUUAUACUUCUUUAAUGAAUAUGUUUGCUGUAGAAAACUAUAUUUCAAAUGUUCAAAAGAUUUUUGAUCAUAUGAAAGAAUUGAACCUACCAGUCGAUAAAGUCACAUACACUGUACUUAUGAAAGGGUAUGCUUUACUGGGUAGAGUGAAAAACGUUUGUUCUAUUCAUGAAGAGAUGAUAAGUUUAGGGUAUGAAAUUGAUCCCAUGACUAUAUCCACUUUAUUAAUUGCUUAUAAUCAUCACGAUAAUGAUAAACAUCUUAAAAAAGAACAAUAUUAA
Molecule: messenger RNA, 2259 nt
Organism: Entrophospora candida
Lineage: Eukaryota; Fungi; Glomeromycota; Glomeromycetes; Entrophosporales; Entrophosporaceae
Source: the annotation of a GenBank genome assembly